Messenger RNA from Pomacea canaliculata, 1603 nucleotides. RefSeq lists its product as uncharacterized. The transcript is spliced from 2 exons. NCBI's taxonomy places the organism in Eukaryota, Metazoa, Mollusca, Gastropoda, Architaenioglossa, Ampullariidae. The record is from RefSeq and is a predicted model, not a curated record. Bases 1004 to 1525 code for a protein of 173 amino acids.
AAGCAAUCGAAGCAUGACGAUCCAGGCUUCAAAGAAGGGAAUUUGGGGAAAUGUCUGGCCUGGCAAAUGAAGACAAAAAUGAGUGAAUUGCCCUCAUCGUACACUGGUGACGUAUGUCAUCACGGCCCAGCGCCAGCUCGCCCCAGCAUCGAUUGUGUUCACGUGGCGUGAAGAUCGUCUGUGCACGUCGCCCGGCAGCAAGCGCGUGCGCAGUCACCCACACGAGCUCUGCGAAGUCAGAUGUUUGUCUCUCUGUCUCUUAAAAAAAAGUUAAUGCGUUGAGGAUUUACGGGGGAAGUUCUGCGGAGAGCUCUCAGUUGCAGACGUUUAUCAGACGACCUUCGGACCAAGGGGAAAACCAAAAUUAAGUCCAGGCGAGCGGUCGGAUGGACAGAGGAGAGUUUUUGCUCGAGAAAAGGCGUGGAAGGACAAAGUGGAGGUUGUGUGGACUGCAUUUAACCCUAUCCACAUGGCCAGCCCUGGGUAACUGGACGCCAUCUAUUACCAGCUGGAUUGGUGAACCUUGACGACGUCAGCGACAUGAUGCAGACAUGGAGCAGCACUUGGUUCUGCCAUCUCCGGGGAUCUUCUCUCCCCUUGAGGCGGCUGAGAAAGAUUUCUGUCUGCUGGCAUUACGGGCGUGUCUGUAGCUAUCGCUGAAGGACAAGUAAAUAUUUUCACUCAUCACAACAACAAAAACAACAAACAGCAGAAUUUUUCACAGGACGAGCGCCUGCUUGAGCAUAAAAAUCUUCAGCAGUGUGUUGGCGUCAGUGUGAACAAGGACGGCUACUCAAGAUCCGUAAGUCUGGUAUUACUAUAGGUGGAUCCUAGUUUGCUUCACGCGGAUCUUGGAGAUCCAUUACAUUGAUAGUGACGAGGAGUGCGAAGAGACAUUUUGUGGAAUUCAUCUUUUCACUCGUCGUAACGAUAAUAAUAACCCGAUAAUAAAAGGCAGGGAAGGUUUCGACCGAAGACGCGUCGGUGAGUUAGGUAAGAGUAGAUGACAGGGAUCCACAACAUGGCCGCGCCGCGCAAGUCGGUCUCAAACGCCACUAGUGGGCGGCAUAAUUCUAUUGCCAGCCGUAUGGCGUUGGAGGACAGUCCCUCCUCCAGCUCAGAUGAAGAGCUGACGGAGAAACAGGCGCAGCUGGAGCAGAAGAUGCAGGCAGAGGCUAAGGAGACGCUCGCCGCGCGGCUGGAGGAGCGGCUGGCGUCGUCGGAGAACCGGCAAGGCCUGCAGUCUUCCAAAGCCAUGCUGCAGCACUUGAUGGAGAUGUGGAGGCAGCAGCUGUCCGACUCGUUCCGUCCCUCCGUGGCGCUCAACCCCGAGAUGACGGCGGAGAACAACCUGGCGCGGGUGCAGGAACAGUAUCCCUCCGACCACAGCUUGCAGAAAGUGAGGGCGGCGGGCGUGGUGAUCGAGACGGUCAGCCACAUGAAGCACACGGCCGCCUCGGCUCACACCAGCACGCACCUCUUUCCUCACCAGCACUUACUACACGCACCACACGUACACCGCUAGCUAGAUGACCCCUCCCCCAACUUGGACUCUACAUUGAAUGGACUGCUGGUAGACAAAGCUUGCGCGUUAAAUGCUAGA